Messenger RNA from Artibeus jamaicensis (Jamaican fruit-eating bat), 502 nucleotides. It is a transcript of the gene FXYD4, whose product is annotated as FXYD domain containing ion transport regulator 4. NCBI's taxonomy places the organism in Eukaryota, Metazoa, Chordata, Mammalia, Chiroptera, Phyllostomidae. Gene Ontology annotation, molecular function: sodium channel regulator activity. Bases 123 to 413 code for a protein of 96 amino acids. The transcript has 7 exons. The record is from RefSeq and is a predicted model, not a curated record. Gene Ontology annotation, cellular component: membrane. Gene Ontology annotation, biological process: regulation of sodium ion transmembrane transporter activity; potassium ion transmembrane transport.
GUUGCCCCGGGCAAGACUGCUGGGUUUAAAGAGCUGAAACAUAGUGAGCUGAAUACAGCCCAAGCAGCUUCCUCAGACCUGCUCAGUGCACCCUGCUCUCAGCCCUGCUCUGCAGCCGUGACAUGGAGAGAGUGACCUGGGGCCUUCUCUUUGCACUGGCAGGCAUGCCUGCCUUUGAAGCCAAUGAUCUGGUUGAUAAAUACAGUCCCUUCUACUAUGACUGGGAAGGCCUGCAGCUGGGUGGGACAAUCUGCGCAGGACUCUUGUGCAUCGUUGGACUCCUGUUCAUCCUAAGUGGCAAGUGUAAAUGCAAGAACAAUCAGAAGCAGAGGCUCUGCCAGUACCUGCUGAACACAGGACCAGCUUUGUGGCACUCCCAGUGCCAGCUCCCAUGCUGUUCCCUCCCUACUUAGAGGCCUUUCUUUCCAUGGGUUGACCCUUAGUCUCCCUUCGGAUCAGGAAGCUGCCCAAAGCUUAUUUCUAAAUUAAACUGAUCUCACUC